CCCGCCGUGGACGCGGAAUUUUUAAAGCAGCUGCUGGAACUUCGCAAGCUGUUCUUCCCCAAGCUGGUGAGCGCCGAGCUGGGCUUGCUCUGCCUCCACUCGGUCGCUCUGGUUUCCAGGACCUUCCUCUCCAUCUAUGUGGCCGCCCUCGAUGGGAAGAUUGUGAAAAGCAUCGUGGAAAAACAACCCAGGAGCUUUGUCUUCAAGUUAAUCAAAUGGCUGAUGAUUGCGAUCCCGGCCACUUUCGUGAACAGCACCAUACGGUACCUGGAGUGCAAGCUGGCCCUUGCCUUCCGCACGCGCCUGGUGGAUCAUGCCUACGAGACCUACUUUGCCAACCAGACUUACUACCGAGUGAUAAGCAUGGAUGGGCGGCUGGCCAACCCUGACCAGUCCCUCACUGAGGACAUCAUGAUGUUCUCACAGUCCGUGGCACAUCUCUACUCCAACCUCACCAAGCCCAUCCUGGAUGUCGUGCUCACCUCCUACACCCUCAUCCGCACGGCGCGGUCCCGAGGGGCUAACCCCAUCGGGCCCACGGUCCUGGCUGGGCUCGUCGUCUACGCCACGGCCCGCGUGCUCAAAGCCUGCUCGCCCAAGUUUGGCAAGCUGGUGGCUGAGGAGGCUCACAAGAAGGGCUAUCUGCGCUUCAUGCAUUCACGCAUCAUCGCCAAUGUGGAAGAGAUUGCCUUUUACCGAGGGCACAAGGUAGAAAUGAAGCAACUUCAGAAAAGCUACAAGGCUUUGACAGAUCAAAUGAAUCUCAUUUUGUCCAAACGUUUAUGGUACAUCAUGAUAGAGCAGUUCCUGAUGAAGUAUGUCUGGAGUAGCUGUGGUAUGGUUAUGGUCGCUGUGCCCAUCAUCACCGCAACAGGAUUUGCUGAUGGUGAGUUGGAAGAUGGCCAGAAACAGGCCAUGGUUAGUGAAAGAACAGAAGCUUUUACCACAUCACGAAACUUGCUGAUCUCUGGAGCAGAUGCUAUUGAAAGGAUUAUGUCUUCAUACAAAGAGGUUACUGAGCUAGCAGGCUACACUGCCCGUGUCUACAACAUGUUUUCAGUAUUUGAUGAGGUGAAGAGAGGCAUCUACAAAAGAACUGCUGUUAUUCAAGGGUCUAAAAACAGCAAGAAUGAAGAUAAAGCAGAAUUACACAUCGAUGGGCCCUUAGAAAUCAAAGGGAAAGUUAUUGAUGUUGAUAAUGGAAUUAUUUGUGAAAAUGUACCUAUUAUUACUCCGAAUGGCGAUGUGGUGGUUUCCAGACUAAACUUCAAAGUCCAGGAGGGGAUGAAUCUUCUUAUCACUGGACCCAAUGGCUGUGGAAAGAGUUCGCUCUUCAGAAUUUUGAGUGGUUUGUGGCCUGUGUAUGAAGGAGUUCUCUACAAACCACCUCCACAGCACAUGUUUUAUAUACCACAGAGACCCUACAUGUCCAUUGGAACACUACGUGAUCAAGUCAUCUAUCCAGACUCAGUAGAUGACAUGCACGAGAAAGGCUACCAAGAUCAAGAUCUGGAGUGUAUCCUGCAAAUGGUUCAUCUGUACCACAUAGUGCAAAGAGAAGGAGGCUGGGAUGCCAUAAUGGAUUGGAAAGAUGUCUUAUCAGGAGGAGAAAAACAAAGGAUGGGCAUGGCUCGGAUGUUCUACCAUAAGCCGAAAUAUGCAUUGCUGGAUGAGUGCACGAGUGCUGUAAGCAUAGAUGUUGAAGGAAAGAUAUUCCAAGCUGCAAAAGCUGCUGGGAUAUCCCUGCUUUCUAUAACACACAGACCUUCUCUUUGGUAA
Molecule: messenger RNA, 1779 nt
Organism: Merops nubicus (carmine bee-eater)
Lineage: Eukaryota; Metazoa; Chordata; Aves; Coraciiformes; Meropidae
Gene: ABCD2
Product: ATP-binding cassette, sub-family D (ALD), member 2
Exons: 9
Biological process (GO): fatty acid beta-oxidation; peroxisome organization; very long-chain fatty acid catabolic process
Cellular component (GO): peroxisomal membrane
Molecular function (GO): long-chain fatty acid transmembrane transporter activity; ATP hydrolysis activity; ATP binding
Source: RefSeq, a predicted model, not a curated record